AGUGAAGGCUAAACACAACAGCACAGAGCCUCCAGUCAAACGCCGGAGUCUCUGGGUGGGUUUCAGGACUUCCAAGGCUGAAGACUCUCGGCAUCGCAGUCCUCUAGUGGUGGUUGGAGUAUAGCACAGCUGUGAUUAGAGCAACUCACCCGAACGAUCGGACGACCGUGCUGACCGUUUUCAUUUGGCCAGAAAGGAGACAGUGAAAUACAGGAGUGCCGCGGGAAUAUAUACUAAUGAGGAUAUGCUAUUACUGAGGAACGUUUUUAAAGUAUUGCAUUCGUUUUGUAACACAUACAAAAGGACUACUUUAGAAAUUGAUUCUCUUGAGGGAACUUCUUGAUUUUAGACAUCAACAUGGCAGAAACCAUGGAAACAUCCCACGGCAGCUAUGCUGCAGCUCCUACAAAGAUUCCAGUCACCCCUGCCGUGGGAUAUCUUGUCAGAAUGUUCCGGGAUUACCAGAGCAAUGCGGUCAUCGUCGACCACUACAACUUUACCGGAAAGCUCAACGAGAACAAGUACACGGACGGGCUAAAACCGGUGUCCAUCGUGUUCCUGAUAAUUUGCCUGCUGAUUGUGUUGGAGAACGCUGUGGUUCUAGUGGCCAUCUGGAAGAACAAAAAGUUCCACAUGCCCAUGUACUACCUGCUGGGAAACCUGACUCUCUCCGACCUGCUGGCAGGCCUCACCUACAUGGUAAACAUCAUCACGUCAGGUGCCAACACGCUUAAAAUGACGCCCGUCCUGUGGUUUCUGAGAGAAGGCGGGGUUUUCAUCACGUUGGCCGCGUCCAUCAUCAGCCUCCUGGCCAUUGCCAUCGAACGUCAUGUCACCAUGGUGAGGAUGAAACCCUACCAGGGUGCCAAGCGCAGUCGAAUGUUCGGGUUGAUCGGUGCCAGCUGGGUGGUGUCCGUGUUCUUGGGCGUUCUGCCCAUCAUGGGAUGGAACUGUAUCGGGAUCCUGGAUCAAUGCUCCACCGUCCUGCCUCUCUAUGCCAAGAGCUUCAUCCUUUUCUGCAUUACCAUUUUCAGCGCCAUUCUGCUGGCCAUCGUGGUGCUCUACGUGCGGAUAUUCCGCAUCGUCAAGUCCAACACCCAGCGUCUGGGCACCGGCUCCCACCGCAAGAGCCUCUCCCGUAAGUCUCAGAAGUACAUGGCUCUGCUGAAGACGGUCACCAUUGUGCUCGGCGUCUUCAUCGCCUGCUGGCUGCCCCUGUUUAUUCUCCUCCUCCUGGACUUUCACUGCCCUCCGUGUAGUUGCCAGGUGCUCCUCAAAGCAGACUACUUCUUGGGCAUAGCCAUGAUCAACUCCCUGCUCAACCCAAUCAUCUACACCCUGACCAGCAAGGACAUGAGACGAGCUAUACUGAGAUUGCUCUGUAGGCAGUGUUUGAUGACCGAGGACGGUCAUAUGAAGAAGAUUGGCAUGCCUUUCCUAGACUGUAGCACCAGCAAGACAGAACUGCCGUCACACAGGCUGGAAGGGCUGGAGACUGUUUCAACUGGGACCAUUACAACGACCUAUAUCAAAGCCAUCUAUCCCAGGAUUUCAAAGACUUGAGCCUUGAGACUUGAGAUAAAGUAUUAACACUCCAGUAAGUGGCAAAAAUACGUAGAGUGGAGUUUCCAAAGACUGA
Chanos chanos (milkfish) is the source of this 1639-nucleotide messenger RNA. It is a transcript of the gene s1pr5a, whose product is annotated as sphingosine-1-phosphate receptor 5a. The transcript is spliced from 2 exons. Lineage: Eukaryota; Metazoa; Chordata; Actinopteri; Gonorynchiformes; Chanidae. Gene Ontology annotation, biological process: G protein-coupled receptor signaling pathway. The coding region runs from base 358 to 1563 and encodes 401 amino acids. The record is from RefSeq and is a predicted model, not a curated record. Gene Ontology annotation, molecular function: sphingosine-1-phosphate receptor activity. Gene Ontology annotation, cellular component: membrane.